AUGUCGUCCGUGCGGGAAUCGCUCUUCCUCUCUCGAAUCAACCAAGCAUUGGAUAGAGCCUGUCGGUAUUACAAGCUGGAUCCGGACAACCUCUGGUCUAGUUGGUGUAAGGAGGCGAAGAAAGGAUUCUUGAAGGGUUCUAACACGGUCGGCCUCCCCACGCCUGCUAUCUUGCGAUACGGUGGUGAUGUCAAUAACGUCAUGGUGGAUAGCCGCUGUCUUAUCGAUCACAUCAACAAUGUGAUCUCCAUCGGCCAUGUGAACAACUCCCAGCUCCUCCAAAACAAGAACAAACUCAAUGAUAUCCAUCAUGCACUCACGGUCCAGACCCCACGCACGAUGGACUUUCUAAUUAAGAAGGUAUCAUACAUUGAGAGCACGGUGCGGCGGCUCGAAGACGCCUUUGUUGGAUCACCCCACGCACCAACCAAACCACCACCCGUGUCCGCGCUGCCAGGUUCUCUGUCUCCAGAUUUCCCCGUGGGCUAUAAGCGCGACAAAGACCAUGCGGACUGGCAAAACGAAGAGUUCCAAAACCCAUUGAAGAAAUUGUUCUGCAAGGUCAAGCGUGCCGUCCGACUCGUCCUCCUUUUUUCCGAUUCCUACCCUCAGCCCAACCUCCCUAAGGCUGCCAUCAGGGGCCUCGCGGAAGCCGCGGAGAAGGAAUUACGCGUUGCCCUGGGAGCGAAGGAGAAUGACACGCUCAGCAUGCACACCAUCGAGACAAAGAAGUUGAAGAAUCAAGUAAAGACUUUGGAGGAGUCUCGGAAACUUCCACUGGACAUUCGGGAAGACGUGCAAAAUUGGUGGUGGAAUAAAAAAGCCUUACAAAACAUCAAUCCAGUGUCAUGGUAA
Seminavis robusta is the source of this 855-nucleotide messenger RNA. The record is from the annotation of a GenBank genome assembly. NCBI's taxonomy places the organism in Eukaryota, Bacillariophyta, Bacillariophyceae, Naviculales, Naviculaceae.